Molecule: messenger RNA, 1095 nt
Organism: Ficedula albicollis (Collared flycatcher)
Lineage: Eukaryota; Metazoa; Chordata; Aves; Passeriformes; Muscicapidae
Product: Fc receptor-like protein 4
Exons: 4
Coding region: 1-1095 (364 amino acids)
Biological process (GO): cell surface receptor signaling pathway
Molecular function (GO): transmembrane signaling receptor activity
Source: RefSeq, a predicted model, not a curated record
AUGCCAGCGGUGCUGUGGGACAGGGUGACACUGACCUGCCAGGGCUCGGGGACCGCCGGUGCCACCACCUGGUACAAGGACGGGCGGCUCUGGGGGCAGGAGGGACAGGUCAGCUUCACUGUCACCGAGAGUGGCACCUACCAGUGUCAGAAACCUGGCAGCAGGCCCAGCCCUCCUGUGAUGGUGUCAAAUGAGCCGCUGGUGCUGCAGGCGCCAGCACGGGCGCUGCUGGAGGGGGACACAGUGACACUGCGCUGCCGGGGCUCACAAGACAACGCUUUCACCAUGGCGCGAUUUUAUCAGAAUGAGAAGGAGCUCGGGGGGUCCCUCAGGGGCACCGAGCUGUCUCUUCCUCCCCUGCGGCCACACAACAGCGGCCGCUACCGCUGCGGGGUCCUGGCGGAUUCAAGAAUGUCACUGUCAGCACCGGUGACAGUGGCAGUGCACGAUCUCUUCAUGGUGCCGGAGCUGGAGGGUCCCCCCGAGCUCCCCGAGGGGUCCCCCCUCAAUCUCAGCUGCCUCAGCACCCCCAGCCCCCUGCGGCCCCGAGCCCCCCUCCUGUACCGCUUCUACCGGGACGGGCAGUUGGUGGGGGGCCCGCAGGGGUCCCCGCAGCUCCUGGUGCCCGCCGUGGGGGUCUCCCACUCGGGGAAUUACAGCUGCGAGGUGCGCUCCGAGGGGGGGGCCGUGCGGAAGAGCAGCGCCCGGCUCGGCGUCACGGUGCGCAUGCCCGUGGCCAAUGCCACCAUCAGCCCCGGUCCCCCGGCACUCCAGGUGUGCCCAGGUGACCCCGUGACCCUGCGCUGCUCAGUGCAGGUGGGCUCAGCCCCUGUCACCUUCACCUGGCUGCACGACGGGCACGAGGUGGCCCAGGGUCCCCUCCUGGAGCUUGGGGCUGUCGAUGUGGGACAUUCAGACACCUACCAGUGCGUGGCCACCAACCAGCUGGGACAGGACGGGCACCGUGUGUUCCGGGCACUCAGCCCAGAGCUGGCCCUGGAGGUGACACCGCAGGGAACCACUGGACACCACUGGAGCACAGGUGGGGUCACAUGGGGCUCCUGUGUGGAUCUGAGAUCCCUGGAUCACAGAUGA